This is a messenger RNA of Mesorhabditis spiculigera, 3519 nucleotides long. The record is from the annotation of a GenBank genome assembly. Lineage: Eukaryota; Metazoa; Nematoda; Chromadorea; Rhabditida; Rhabditidae.
AUGGGCGCGAAGAAAGCCUCACCGAAAGACCUCGAUGACAGUCUGGAUGAGAAAAGCAGCGAGAAAACCGUCGAGUCGCCAGAUCUCGAUGCCAAACGCGCCACCGUCUUUCAAUUGUACCGGUACGCCUCGUGGUUUGACAUCUUCCUGGUGCUUCUCGGAUGCGCAGUGGCCAUCAUCACGGGUCUAGGGUUCCCAUUUCUCUCCAUUAUUAUCGGCGACGUCUCCCAGACGUUCAUCGUGCUGGAAAAUGCUCGUUUGCAAUACGAGCGCAAUUUGACUGAUGAUACGGCACUCAAGGAGGCGAUGAGCACGUUCAAACACGAUGUUAUUCAGGCUUGCAUCAAGUAUGCGGUCAUCGGCGCUGUCAUUAUGGCCUCUUCUUUCACGCAGAUCACUUCAUUCAUGCUGAGCUGUGAGAAUGUGACAAAUCGGAUGCGAAGGGCUUUCUUCAAGGCGAUCAUGCGACAAGACAUCACCUGGUACGACCGAAACCACUCCGGCACGCUGGCCACCAAGCUUUUCGAUUCGAUGGAACGAGUUCGGGAGGGUCUCGGUGACAAGUUGGGACUGAUGGUGCAGUUUACGGCGCAGUUCUUCGGUGGUCUUACCGUAGCCUUGACUUAUGACUGGAAGCUGACGCUGAUCAUGAUGUCGCUUUCGCCAGUUCUGAUCAUUUGUGGCGGUUUUAUGGCUCGGCUAAUGGCUUCCGCAACAGCCGCCGAGAUGAAAAAGUACGCGGUGGCUGGCCAAAUUGCUGAAGAAGUCCUAACCUCGAUCAGGACUGUAUUUGCCUUCAACGGCCAAGAAAAGGAAUGCCAAAGAUACGACAAGGCUCUGGAAGCCGGCAAACUGGACGGGUACAAGAAGUCGGUGUAUAUCGGCGCUGGCCUGGCCUGUACCUUCGUGGUCAUCUUCUCCUCGUAUUGUCUGGCCUUCUGGGUCGGCACCGAUUAUAUCUACUGGGGAAUGGCGACAUCUUCUAAAGUAUUAACGGUGUUCUUCUCGGUGAUGAUGGGUUCAAUGGCCAUGGGUCAAGCUGGUCAACAAUUCGCCGUUUUUGGAGUGGCUCUUGGAGCUGCUGGAGUUGUUUUUCAAGUUAUCGAUCGGGAGCCAGAAAUCGAUUCCUAUUCCGAAGAGGGCCAAAAGCCGAAACAAAUCCGCGGCGAGGUCCGAGUGGAAAAUCUUCAUUUCCGCUAUCCAUCCCGAAAAGAUGUCCCAAUUCUGAAGGGAAUCUCAUUGACAUGUGCCCCGGGUGAAACUGUGGCUUUGGUUGGAUCAUCUGGAUGUGGAAAAUCGACAAUUGUUCAGCUUCUUCUUCGUUAUUAUAAUCCAGAUGAGGGAAAGAUUACAAUUGACGGAAUUCCAAUUGAAGAGCUAAAUAUUGAAUGGGUCCGUCGAGCAAUUGGAGUUGUCAGCCAAGAACCCGUUCUUUUUAAUACAACAAUUCUCGAGAAUCUUCGUUAUGGCAAUCCAGAUGCAACAGAUGCUUCUGUUGGCCGUACGACACUUGUGAUCGCGCAUCGAUUGUCAACUAUUCGUAAUGCCAACAAGAUUAUUGCGAUGAAAGAAGGACAAGUCGUCGAAGUUGGUACCCACGACGAGCUACUCGCGCUCAAGGGUUUCUACUACGACCUGGUCAACUCACAAGUAUUCGCGGAUGUUGAGCCGAAGAGCGGACGACCAACCACCGGACGCCAGACGUCACGCCAGCUCUCCCGACAACUCUCUCAAAGCUCGACAGCUCGCCAAAGCGUGGACUAUGGCGAUGAUGUUAUUGAUGAGGCGGAUAAGAAAAAGGAAAGCGAUAUCGAACGCCUGAAACGAGAAGCCGUUGAAGAAGGGGCCCAAGAACAAAGUCUCUUCAAGAUUCUGAAGUACGCAAAGAGCGAAUGGUGGCUGCUGGUGGUCGGCUCGGUCGCCUGCAUCAUCCAGGGCGUCGUGUUCCCGGUUUUCUCGCUGUUUUUCACCCAAAUCAUGCAGGUAUUUGCCGAGCCGGACCCCGAACAAAUGCGACGUGACGGUCACAAAUGGGCGCUGAUGUUCCUUGUGCUGGCUGCCGUCCAAGGAUCCACGAUGCUCAUCCAGGCAACCUUCUAUGGAAUUGCCGCUGAAAAGCUGACGAUGCGGUUGCGUUCAAAGGUAUUCCGCAAUGUCCUCCGCCAAGACGGCGCUUAUUUCGACCACCCAUCCCAUUCGGCCGGCAAAAUCUCAACUCGCCUCGCCACUGAUGCGCCGAAUGUCAAGGCUGCUAUCGAUUAUCGUCUCGGCUCGGUCUUCAACGCUGCAAUCGCUUUGACGGCUGGUACUGGAAUCGCCUUCUAUUAUGGGUGGCAGAUGGCACUGCUCAUGCUUGCCCUGAUGCCAAUUCUGGGCAUUGGCCAAUCGCUCCGUGUCCGCCUCUUCCAGGGCCGCAACAACCGCGACACCUCCGAUUUGGAAUCAUCCGGAAAGAUCGCCAUGGAAGCCGUGGAAAACAUUCGAACCGUUCAAGCCCUGACGCUCGAGCGGACGAUGCACGCCAAAUUCUGCCACCACUUGGAUAAGCCACACGAAACGAGCAGGCAAAAGGCGGUGCUCCAGGGCUGCGCUUAUGCUGUGGCCAAUUCCUUGAUGUUCUUCAUGUUUGCCGCUGAAUUCCGCUUUGGUGGCUGGCUGAUUAUGGACCAUCAUAUCACCAAUCCAAUCAACGUCAUGAGGGUCAUGAUGGCCAUCCAGUUUUCGUCGAGCUCUCUCGGCUUCGCUUCAGCGUAUUUCCCGGAAUAUGCCAAGGCGAAGUUCGCGGCCGGGCUCAUUUUCAAGAUGCUGGGAGAAAGCCCGUCGAUUGACAAUCUGAGUCAAGGUGGCAAGAGGACUACUAUCCACGGAGCUGUCAACUUUAAGGACGUUAGAUUCUGCUAUCCUCAACGGCCGGAAGUUCAAGUGCUGAAAGGAAUGAACUUGAAAGUAAACCCUGGCGAAACACUGGCAUUGGUCGGUGCUUCUGGAUGUGGAAAAAGUACCGUUGUCCAAUUACUCGAAAGAUUCUACGAUCCGAAUAAUGGAUUCUUGGAAGUAGACGGAGAAGAUAUCAAACAAUUGAAUCCUCAGCAUUUGAGGAAACACAUUGCCCUCGUUUCUCAAGAACCUAUAUUAUUCGAUUGCUCCAUUAAAGAAAAUAUCAUCUACGGAUUGCCCGAAAACUCAGUUUCUGAUAGCGAAGUGCUGGAAGCGGCUAAGAAAGCGAAUAUUCACAAAUUUGUGAGCGAAUUACCGGACGGAUAUGAGACACGAGUUGCACUGGAUACAGAAUCUGAAAAGUUAGUACAAGAUGCCCUGGAUAAAGCAUCACAGGGUAGAACUUGUAUCGUUAUUGCCCAUCGUCUAUCUACUGUUGUUAAUGCUAAUUGUAUUAUGGUCGUCAGUGGAGGGCAGGUCAUCGAGCAAGGCACUCACAACGAGCUGAUGGCGCUGCGUGGUGCCUAUUUCAACCUGACCCUCAAACAACAGACGAAACAAGGCGAACACGUUGCUAGCUUC